AAUACGAAUGUGUUCGUAGUCAAAUUACUGAAUUAAUUAAUAGAACCAUUUGGUUGGUCUGAUAGGACUGUUCUGAAACCCAAUUUGGUACAAACUGUAUUAAAAUAGCAGUCAACAUAGAAAGGUUUUACGAAAGCAAUUUGAUCCAAAUUGAAAGAGCGAUGGAAAUGCCCAAUCAUCGUCCUCUAUCAAUUACCAUUGAACAUUGAGCUUUGGCACCUAACAUUCCUAAUUUGAUACCUUCGGAACAUGAUCUACGACACCAGCAGUCAAUUACUCCUGUAACAAUCAAUCUGAAUCCAAAGUCCAAAAGAUUUGAGCUGGCGUUGCAGCCACAAGCAGGUCAUCACCCUCCAUGAUCUUAGAUCACACUGUAAUCUAAUAGCACUUGCAGGCCAUCAUCUUCUUGUACUAGUAGCAGUAGCAUUAAGAAAGCAAGCUAAGGAGACCAAAGAGAGCCUUUUGAGAGAGAGAGAGAUCACCGUCGGCGUCGUCAUCCAUGGUUGCAGUCUUCAACAAAGAGUUGCUGGGUUGGUAUCUGGUGACCCUCAAGCUCAACGAGACUGUGCAGGCCAACCUUCCCAGAUCGCAGCCCAGCACCCCCGGCACGCCGUCCAGGCCUCCGCCGCUUCUCCUCACACGGGGUGAGCCCAUCCAGGAGGAGGAUGAGGCCGCCACCGCGGACGCCGCUCCGCUGGAAUCGGAGUGGGUGAUCUCCAUCCGGGAGAAGCUGAAGCAGGCCUGGAACGACGAGGCGGGCGUGCCGUGGAUGAGGUACUCCAUCUACCGCGUGCCCAAGUCGCUGCGCGAGGGGGACGAGAAGGCGUACAUGCCCCAGGUGGUGUCCAUCGGCCCCUACCACCACGGCAAGCGCCGCCUGCGCGACAUGGAGCGACACAAGUGGCGCGCCCUCCACCGAAUGCUCCGCCGCACCGGCGGUGACGUCCGGGUGUACCUCGACGCCGUGGGCGCCCUCGAGGAGCGCGCCCGCGCCUGCUACGAGGGCCCCGUCGCCUUCAACGACAACGAGUUCGUGGAGAUGAUGGUCCUCGAUGGCACCUUCGUCCUCGAGCUCUUCCGGGGGGUGGGCGCCGCCGGGAAGGGGUUCAAGGAGCUGGGCUACGCCCGCAACGAUCCCGUGUUCGCCAUGCGCGGCACGAUGCACGGCAUCCAGCGCGACAUGAUCAUGCUCGAGAACCAGAUCCCCCUCUUCGUCCUCGAUCGCCUCCUCGGUCUCCAGAUCGGCCAGCCGGAGCAGCACGGCCUCGUCGCCCGCCUAGCCAUCUGCUUCUUCGACCCCCUCAUGCCCACCGACGAGCCCCUCCGCAAGAACCACCGCGCCAUGUCCGAGUCUUCCUCCACCACGCGCGCCGACGCCUUCGACCCGCUCACCGAGACCGGCCUCCACUGCCUCGACGUGUUCCGGCGCAGCCUCCUCCGCAUCGGCCCCAAGCCCACGCCCGGCCUCUGGAUCAAGCGCUGGUCGAACGCUCGCCGCGUGGCCGACCGCCGGCGGCUGCAGCUGAUCCACUGCGUCACGGAGCUGCGGGAGGCCGGCAUCAAGUUCCGCCACCGCAGGACGGACCGUUUCUGGGACAUCGAGUUCAAGGACGGGGUGCUCAAGAUCCCCCGCUUGCUGAUCCACGACGGCACCAAGUCUCUCUUCCUCAACCUCAUCGCCUUCGAGCAGUGCCACUCCGACUGCACCAAGGACAUCACCUCCUACGUCAUCUUCAUGGACAACCUGAUCAACUCGGAGGAGGACGUCAGCUACCUCCACUACCGCGGCAUCAUCGAGCACUGGCUGGGAAACGACGGCGAGGUCGCCGACCUCUUCAACAAGCUCUGCCUGGAAGUGGUCUUCGACUUCGACGACAGCUACUUGUCGGGAUUGUCGGAGAGGGUGAACAAGUACUACAACCACCGGUGGAACACCUGGGGGGCAAGCUUGAAGCACAGGUACUUCGGCAAUCCCUGGGCUAUCAUCUCCUUGGUCGCCGCCGUCGUCCUGCUGGUGUUGACCUGUGCGCAGACCUUCUACUCUGUCUACGCCUAUUACUGGCCGCCUCAAUGAGGCCGCAGCAGAGUCGCAGAUCGACUCAAUUUGCAGCAGUCAUUCCCAUCAUCUUUCUCGGUUCGCAAGUGAUCGUUUUUACUGUGUUAAGAUUGUCGAGUGAAGGAGAAGGAACUAUAGCACAUCUUUUUUUAUGUAUCUCAUUCCUGAGAACAUGGCAUUACUCUGUUC
Messenger RNA from Musa acuminata subsp. malaccensis (wild Malaysian banana), 2245 nucleotides. RefSeq names its product UPF0481 protein At3g47200-like. NCBI's taxonomy places the organism in Eukaryota, Viridiplantae, Streptophyta, Magnoliopsida, Zingiberales, Musaceae. The record is from RefSeq and is a predicted model, not a curated record.